GCCGUGUGUGAGUGUGCGUGUACGCGCUCGGAUCUGUGUCACCUUCACUGAUACCUGUCCUACUCGCACCCAUCGGCGAUGACAAUCGGUGCAGUUUAAGCCAUGAGUCAGUUUCGGGCGUUAGCGGGUGUGCUGAGGAGUGGGCGUGCCGGGGGGAGUCAGUGGCUGCGAGGGUGUGGAGGAGGCCCGGCACGGCGCUGGGUUGAUCCCAGGAGAGCCUGCUCCUCCGGGGCUGCGCCUGUUCCCUCAGCGGUGGUCAGUAGCUCCAGCUAUGUGGAGGAGAUGUACUUUGCCUGGCUGGAGGAUCCUAAAAAUGUCCACGAGACUUGGGACGCAUUCUUCCGUAACAUCCAGGCCUCCAGUCCGUCUGGCGAGGCGGGUGAGAGACGCCCCUCCGCUCUGCUCCAGGGCCGAGUGCUGUCCCACUCACCAGACAUGGCGCAGAAAGUGGUGGAGGACCACCUGGCUGUGCACACUCUCAUUAGAGCCUACCAGAUUCGUGGUCACCAUGUUGCCCAGUUAGAUCCUCUGGGAAUCCUGGAGGCUGACCUGGACUCCUUCGUUCCCUCUGACCUGAUCACCAGCAUCGAUAAGUUGGGUUUCUACGGUCUUGAUGAGUCUGACUUGGACAGGAGCUUUCAACUGCCCCCCACCACCUUCAUCGGAGGAGGAGACACCACUCUUCCUCUUAGAGAAAUCAUACGCAGACUAGAGACAUCCUACUGCAGUCACAUAGGGGUUGAAUUUAUGUUCAUUAACAAUGUGGACCAGUGUCAGUGGAUUCGUCAGAAAAUUGAGACUCCAGGAAUCAUGCAGUUCACUAAUGCUGAGAAGAGAACUUUGUUAGCCCGCCUGAUCAGAUCCACACGAUUUGAGGACUUCCUGGCCAGAAAGUGGUCAUCAGAGAAACGUUUUGGUCUGGAAGGCUGUGAAGUGCUCAUCCCUGCCCUUAAAACCAUCAUCGACAAGUCGAGCGCUGCAGGCAUCGACAGUGUGAUCAUGGGGAUGCCCCAUCGAGGUCGACUGAAUGUCUUGGCCAAUGUCAUCCGUAAAGACUUGGAUCAGAUCUUCUGUCAGUUUGACCCCAAGUUAGAGGCUGCUGAUGAGGGUUCGGGUGAUGUCAAAUACCACCUUGGGAUGUACCAUGAGAGGAUUAACCGUGAAACGGACAAGAACAUCACACUGUCACUCAUGGCAAACCCGUCCCACCUGGAGGCAGUGGAUCCAGUGGUUCAGGGCAAGGCCAAAGCUGAGCAGUUCUACAGAGGCGACACUCAGGGAAAGAAGGUGAUGUCCAUCUUGAUGCAUGGUGACGCUGCAUUUGCUGGACAAGGUAUUGUGUAUGAGACUUUCCACCUAAGUGAGCUGCCCUCCUACACCACACAUGGGACAAUCCACGUGGUGGUCAACAACCAGAUUGGCUUCACUACAGACCCUCGAGUGGCCCGCUCCUCCCCCUACCCCACUGAUGUGGCUCGGGUUGUCAAUGCACCCAUCUUCCAUGUGAAUGCCGAUGACCCUGAGGCUGUCAUGUAUGUGUGCCGGGUGGCUGCAGAGUGGAGGACCACCUUCAACAAGGAUGUCGUCAUUGACCUGGUUUGUUACAGACGGUUUGGCCACAAUGAGAUGGACGAGCCCAUGUUCACCCAGCCUCUGAUGUACAAACAGAUCCGUCGGCAGGAGCAUGUGCUGAAAAAAUACUCUGACAAGCUCAUUGCUGAGGGUGUGGUGACACUGCAGGAAUUUGAGGAAGAAGUUGCCAAAUAUGACAAGAUAUGUGAGGAGGCAUACACCAGCUCCAAGGAUGAAAAGAUUUUACAUAUUCGACACUGGCUCGACUCCCCCUGGCCAGAUUUCUUCACAGCAGAGGGAGAACCCAAGAGCAUGAGCUGUGUCCCCACAGGACUGGAUGAGGAGGUUCUGCAGCACAUUGGCCAGACAGCCAGCUCAGUGCCUCUGGAAGAUUUUAAGAUCCACCCUGGUGUGUCUCGUAUCCUUCGUGGUCGAGCUGAGCUGGUGAAGAAUCGGCAAAUGGACUGGGCUCUAGGAGAGUACAUGGCUUUUGGUUCCCUUCUCAAAGAUGGCAUCCAUGUGCGACUCAGUGGGCAGGAUGUAGAGCGGGGCACCUUUAGUCACCGUCAUCAUGUUCUACACGACCAAGAGGUGGACAAACGUAUCUGUGUUCCCAUGAAUCACCUGUGGGCCAAUCAGGCUCCUUAUACUGUCUGCAACAGCUCCUUAUCAGAGUUUGGAGUGCUAGGUUUUGAGCUUGGCUUCGCCAUGGCAAGUCCGAAUGCGCUGAUCCUCUGGGAGGCCCAGUUUGGAGACUUUAACAACACAGCCCAGUGUAUCAUUGACCAGUUUAUUAGCUCGGGCCAGGCCAAGUGGGUCCGCAACAAUGGUAUUGUGCUGCUGCUGCCACAUGGGAUGGAGGGAAUGGGCCCAGAACAUUCAUCAGCUCGACCCGAACGCUUCCUGCAAAUGAGCAAAGAUGAUCCCGAUCAUUUCCCUGAGUUCAGUGGAGAUUUUGAAGUCCAGCAGCUGAAUGACUGUAACUGGAUUGUGGUCAACUGCUCCACACCUGCUAACUACUGUCAUGUGAUCAGACGGCAGAUUCUGCUGCCAUUCAGAAAACCGCUGAUCAUUUUCACUCCUAAGUCUCUGCUAAGGCUCCCGGAUGCAAGGUCCAGUUUUGAUGAUCUAUCCCAAGGCACUAAAUUCAAGAGGUUGAUUCCAGACGAGGGCCCUGUGAAUCAAAACCCAGCCCAGGUGAAGAGAGUAAUCUUCUGCACUGGCAAAGUCUAUUAUGAACUGGCUAAAGAGAGGAAACAGCAAAAAAUGGAGAAAGACAUCGCCAUCAUCAGACUUGAACAGAUCUCUCCGUUCCCGUUUGACCUGGUCAGAGCAGAGGCAGACAAAUACGCCAACGCUGAGCUGGUCUGGUGUCAGGAAGAGCACAAGAACAUGGGCUACUACGAUUAUGUCCGGCCACGUUUCCUCACAGUGGUGGCCAACAUGAAACCCAUUUGGUAUGUGGGACGGGACCCUGCAGCUGCUCCGGCAACAGGAAACAAGUCCACUCACCUCAAUGAGCUGAAGAGGUUCAUGGACACAGCUUUUAACCUGAGCGCCUUUGAAGGGAAGGACUUGUAACAGAGAACUGGAACAAGAACCAGGCUGGAGGUGCAGUUUCAUCUCCAACCACCAUGGUCUAUUUAUUAAGUCUUCAGGUGGCAACUCUUUUAGCUUUGUAAUAAUCUGAAGCAUAAUUUCAACACUCGGUAAUCAUGUGUAAAAGAUAAGUCGGUAAUACUAACUGAGUUAUGCCUGGAUCACACUAUGUUGUUCCCUGGCUCUAUGUCAAGUUUAUGUAACACCCUUAAUCAUUAUAGCCUUUAUUUGGAUGAGGAAAACCUCCCCAAAAACACCUUGUCUGUGAGAUCGGGUGGGAAUAUCAUAUCAUGUAGACUGAUCCCGGCUUUACUGGAAGAAUCUGCACUUAAUUCAAUCAACACUAUUCGGCACCUUUUUUAUACUUUUACAGAAUAAGUGCAGUGUGUGUAUACACCUCAAAGUCUGUCUAAAGAAAGCUAGACACUAACACUUUACAAUGAGAGACACAAAAUUUGGAGUAGUUACCAGGGAACCAAUGAGAAACGACUGAGGAACUAACUGCUAGUGAACCAUUACUUAAUAUGUAACUUGAAUGUUGAUGUUUUCCAAUGAACGCUUUUAUGUUUGAAAGGCGUGACUGCUCGUUCGGCAUGCAGAUGUUAGACUUGAGAGAUUAUCAUAUACUGUAUCACGCAUAUUAAGAGAUAAGAUAAGAUAAGAUAUUCUCUGAUUUGUUCCUCCCUUGUUUCUUGAUUAACUAAACAUUAGCUACUUAUUACUACUAUAACAUUUGAUAAGGAGUUAUACAAUAACUAAUGGUUCACUAGCAGUUAGUUUCUCAUUUAUUCCCCGAGAACUACUCCAAAUUUUCCAGUGUCCUUUAUUCUAAAGUGUUACCAACUUAGAAGCAUAGAUUUUCAGCCUGCCAACAGUGCUACACCUCCAUCAUCUUCAUUUCAAAAUAAAUUAUACAAACAUUGAAUAUAAUGUAAUAAGACAUAGUUAUCUAGUUUAGUGCUGAAAUAGCAAUAGUAUACUCUUUGUACCUCUAAUAACAUUCACACACCAAAAUCCAGAUUUGUGACAAUCACUUGUUAUUGGAGUAGCUUUAGUACUAUAGAUACCUCCAUUGCUGCCACUCUGAAUAUUAGUAUAUUUUAGUAGUAUUGAUUUGUAUUUGUAGUGUUUUUAUAGAUGUAUAGCAGGAGCUAAGAGACGCACACAAAACACCAACUUAUACAAUGACUGUGGAUCACAUAUCACAGGUAUGAAGACUGUUCUGAAAUUUAACACAUGAGUAGGUUUAGUGCCUCUGUUUGCUUUGGCUACCUUAGCUGCUAGCGGAGGAGUCUGUAUUUAUUGUCACACCUCACUUCACCAGGAGACAUGAGCCAGCUGGCACAGAGACUUGCAGCCAUGUUUUCUACUUAGGACAUAAGGCUCGGCUUCCUCUUCGGAGGCUUGAGGGAUGCGCACACGCAAUAAACACCACACGUAAACACAGCAAAAGCCUUGGAAGCUUUGAGAGCAAUAUUGAUGCCUGGCUGUCACAUUAAAAUCCCCAGGUAGUUAACAGAAUUGAUAUUGGUUACCACUGUGCUUAGAAAUGCUCCAUAAAACUAGGCCUCCGGUUUAGCUAUACUGUAUCUUACCUUUUUCCACUUCCAGC
Molecule: messenger RNA, 4783 nt
Organism: Morone saxatilis (striped sea-bass)
Lineage: Eukaryota; Metazoa; Chordata; Actinopteri; Moronidae
Gene: ogdhl
Product: oxoglutarate dehydrogenase L
Exons: 23
Coding region: 103-3153 (1016 amino acids)
Biological process (GO): tricarboxylic acid cycle
Cellular component (GO): mitochondrion; oxoglutarate dehydrogenase complex
Molecular function (GO): thiamine pyrophosphate binding; oxoglutarate dehydrogenase (succinyl-transferring) activity
Source: RefSeq, a predicted model, not a curated record